CGGGCUGGUAAUCGACUAUACGGACCGUGGCAGUGGCUCGGGGGGUGCCCCAGAGGAGGAGCGGAGCCCCAGCCCCCCCAGCGCCGGGAGAUUCAGAACUUGGGCCCAAGCCCCCACCGGGUCUAAAGCCUCUUCCUUAACCUCCAAGAGACUCAAUGAAUUAGGACCUCUUCUCCACAGCUUGGCUUCUGAAAAGUGGCCCCUCACACUCCAAACCACCCUCCACCCCCACCCCAGUGCAGCAAAGGUCUGAGAACCACUAACGACUUCCCACUCCCAAGCUGGGCCAAGGGUCAGGGGUCUUUCUCCAUCUUUUGUUUAUAUUUGGACCAAACAGAAGGGAGAGCUGUGAGAAGGCUGUUUGUGUAAUGACUUGAAUCUGUGCUCUUCCUUCCACAAAAACCUCCUUGUGUGAGGCACCCACAGGUUAUGGUUCUGUGUGUAUGAAAGUAAUCAUUAAUGUGUAUGUGUCCACGUGUGCAGAAUUCCAUAUGUGUGUGUCCUUUCUAACUACAUGGGUAUAAGUAUAUCUAUUGGCCUGUGUGAAUGUGUGCACAUGGUGCGCUGUAUGUGGUUCUUGGCCUCUGUGUGAUUGCUCUUACUGUACAAUUAAGAAAUGUCAGUGAUAAAUAAUGUAUGUAUUCUCUGGGUCUGCAACAUGAAGAGACCCCUAACCCGAUGCCAAGUCUCCCCCCCCCCCCCGCAUUGGAACAAAAUGGACCAAAAAGGAGAGCCAGUGAUCUCUUUGUCCAGCCUUUUAUUCACAGGAAACAUGUCGCCUGUUCUCUCCAAGAUGACACUGAACACCCAGCAGGACCCCCAGACGGUCCUGAGAAGGCGAGCCAGCACCCCACUGUCCCUAGUGCCAAAGCCUAGGUCAGGACUUUUGGCCCCCAAGUCCUCCAAGAGAUCGAACCACCCCCAGCUCUGCCAGUCAUCCUCUCUCAAUCCCCCACCUCGACCCCCCUCACCUGCCCUGGACAACUGGUCCUCUGACUCCAGCGACUCUGCUGAUUCCUUAUACCGGGUGGUGCUACUUGGAGACCCCAGGGUAGGAAAGACCAGCCUGGCAAACCUUUUUGCUGGUAUACAGGAUCGAGACCUUCAGGAGCAUCAGGGAGAGGACGUGUAUGAGAGGACCCUGUCUGUGGAUGGAGAGGACAUGACACUGCUGGUUAUGGAUACCUGGGAGUCAGAGAAGCGGGAAGAGAAGAAUUGGCACCGUGAUUACUGCCUACGAGUAGGCAGCGCCUAUGCAAUCGUGUACUCCAUCACAGACCGAAGCAGCUUUGAGAGUGCCUCUGAGCUGCGCAUCGAGCUUCGAAGGGCCCGACAAGCAGACAAUAUUCCUAUCAUCCUGGUGGGGAAUAAAGCAGACCUGGUGCGCUGUCGGGAAGUAUCUGUGGAAGAGGGUCGGGCUUGUGCUAUGGUAUUCGACUGCAAGUUCAUUGAGACUUCAGCAGCCCUGCAGCACAACGUAACCGAGCUCUUUGAGGGCAUCGUGCGCCAGAUCCGCCUUCGUCAACUGGGCCGGGAGGCAGGUGGCCCCCGUCUUCCAGACCCUGGCCCCAAGAGCCUCAGCCAGAGGGCCCGACGGUUCCUGGCCCGUCUGGCCACACGAAACAACAGGAAGCUAGCACUGAAGGCCCGAUCCAAAUCCUGCCAUGACUUGUCUGUGCUCUGACAGUAGGCUCUACCUCACUGGGCUCCAAGAACAUAAAAGGGAGAAGGGAAGCACCAUCUAGCCUGGGACCAGCCCCAGAGGUUCCCCUAACCACCACCUCCUCCAAAUAGUCAUCUCCCUGCUGCACUGAACCAAAUAUCUUCUCCAGGUAUCAUUGGCGUGACCAGCCAUAACGACUCCGAAUUGGGAGGAGAGGGAUUCCCAGGCCUGCAGAGGAAGAGGCAGAUUGGAGGGGGGGCACCCUGUGUCCAGGGGGGUGGGCCUAGAAUCACUGUCCAAUCCCAUCAGGCACCUCCCCCUUCACACCCACAAAUAAGGAGGCCAAUGUGGUCUGGGUAGUCCCAGGGAACAGAGUAUUGGCACCCCAGCUGUGCCUGUGAAUCGGUAUGGAGAGUGCCAACAUUGGACAAGGGAUCCAAGUCCCAGCCCUGAGCCCCCCAGGGGCUCACAGUGAGGGAGAAGGCUACUGGGUGGACAGCCCAGGUGGUGACAAAUAGGGCCAAUGAAACCAUCCUUUUUGUGGGGAGAAACUCCCUAGCUGGAGAUGGGAUGGGCAGACAUGGAGGGAUGCCACCACCUAAACUUUUUUGUACUAUCUGUCUCAACACCAAGCUACCCAGCCAAUGAUGGCCCCAGGAGCUCCUGCAAUAAACUAGA
Messenger RNA from Dromiciops gliroides (monito del monte), 2341 nucleotides. It is a transcript of the gene REM1, whose product is annotated as RRAD and GEM like GTPase 1. The coding region runs from base 617 to 1684 and encodes 355 amino acids. The record is from RefSeq and is a predicted model, not a curated record. Gene Ontology annotation, cellular component: plasma membrane. NCBI's taxonomy places the organism in Eukaryota, Metazoa, Chordata, Mammalia, Microbiotheria, Microbiotheriidae. The transcript has 5 exons. Gene Ontology annotation, biological process: negative regulation of high voltage-gated calcium channel activity. Gene Ontology annotation, molecular function: GTP binding; calcium channel regulator activity; GTPase activity.